AUGCCUUCAAGAAAUUCUGUUAACAAACCAAAGGGCAAGCUCCAAGCGGCCCACAGGAGCAAUGUGAUUUCCAAGAAAAAGGCCUACCGUGCUAACCGCGUCGUCCCAACUAGAUCUUCGAACGGUAGAUACAACACAGACACUGCACCAAGACCAACCGAUUCCAAGGCUUUAGCCUUAUACAGCGGCGGGCUCGCUUCUACAGGCAAUGGAGUCACUACCACCACGUUAUCCAAGAAAAGAGCGAAGAAGAUUGAGCGUAACAAGAGAUAUGUGGCGAAGAGAAAUGAGCAGUUGAACAUUGAUCUCGCUGUCAAACAAGAGGGCAUGGAUAUCGACAUGGAACCACAGGGGAAAAGAGUGAAGCCUCAAAAGGCUCCAACCACUUUGGACAAGGUGAAAGAGGCUCUUUGGGCUGCUGUGGAAGACAGCACGUCUGGCGACAUGGGAUUGAAUGUUCUGAGCGAGGGCACCACCAUUGGAAUCCAAGCUUUUUAG
Molecule: messenger RNA, 498 nt
Organism: Clavispora lusitaniae ATCC 42720
Lineage: Eukaryota; Fungi; Ascomycota; Pichiomycetes; Serinales; Metschnikowiaceae
Source: RefSeq, a predicted model, not a curated record